Eublepharis macularius is the source of this 2490-nucleotide messenger RNA. RefSeq names its product vomeronasal type-2 receptor 26-like. The transcript has 6 exons. Gene Ontology annotation, cellular component: membrane. Lineage: Eukaryota; Metazoa; Chordata; Lepidosauria; Squamata; Eublepharidae. The record is from RefSeq and is a predicted model, not a curated record. Gene Ontology annotation, biological process: G protein-coupled receptor signaling pathway. The coding region runs from base 1 to 2490 and encodes 829 amino acids. Gene Ontology annotation, molecular function: G protein-coupled receptor activity.
AUGCUGCACCGGCCCCCUGGGCAAGCCAUUUCUGACAACUCGCCUUUUUCCCUGCUAGGGGCACAAGAGCAUGCCUGCACGGUAGAAUCAAGUAUGGUGACCAAGUUCUACCAGCAUGUUCUGGCCUUGGUGUUUGCCAUAAAAGAGAUCAAUGAAAAUCCCAAGAUACUGCCCAAUGUCACACUUGGAUUCCACAUCUAUGACAGCUACUCUUAUGAGAAGAUGACCUAUCAUACCACUUUGGACCUGCUCUUCAAAUCAUACAGAUUAGUUCCUAACUACAAGUGUUCAGUCUCUAAAAACCUGAUUGCUGUGGUUGGAGGACUUGGCUCUGAUAUCUCCAUCUGUAUUUCAGACAUCUCAAGUCUCUACAAAAUACCACAGUUCCCAUAUGGGUCAUUUGCUCCAGAACAGUGGGAAUCAGUACAGCUCCCAUUUUCUUACCAUGUGGUCACUAAAGAAACCCAACAGUACAUGGGUAUCAUCUGGUUACUCCAGCAUUUUGCAUGGACCUGGGUUGGUGUCUUUGUGGUAGAUGAUGAGAGCGGGGAACAUUUCCUAAAGACUUUUGAACUGUUGCUUUCACAGCAUGGAAUCUGUCCCGCCUUCAUACAAGAAAUACCACAAAAAAAUCGAUUAAAGGAUCUGAACGCAAUUAACAACAUGCUCUCAAAAUUGUAUCUACUUUUCAAAUUGAACAAAGCCAGUGUAUAUGUUGUCUAUGGAGAUACUCACACCAUGAUAAUACUGAACACCGUAAUGGAUUCAGUAAUUGAGGAAUUUAAGGAAUUCACAUCUAUUGGAAAGGUAUGGAUUACAACAAGCCAAAUUGAUUUUGCUGUGUCGAGACUUCAGAGGGAUUUCAAUGUGGCCUAUUUCCAUGGCACCAUUUCCUUGACCGUUCACUCACAGGAGCUUCCAGGUUUUGAGAAAUUUCUUCAGGUCAUAAACCCUUACAGGACAUUAGCUGAUGGGUUUAGCAAAGUCUUCUGGGAACAAGCAUUUUAUUGUGUAUUUCAAAAUUCUUGGGUGAAAGGAAGUAUAUGUACUGGGAGAGAAAGGCUAGAGGAUCUUCCUGGGCUUGUGUUUGAAAUGCGCAUGACUGGCCACAGCUAUGGAAUCUACAAUGCAGUCUAUACAGUUGCACAUGCUUUGCAUGCCAUCUACACAUCUCGAUCCAAUUACCAAUCAGUUUUGGGAUGCAAAAGUACUGUAGUCUGUGAUCUCCAGCCUUGGCAGCUCCACCAGGUACUUCAAGGAAUUGCAUUUAACAACUCAGCUGGAGAAACAAUCACUUUUGAUGAAAAUAAGGAAGUGAGAGCUGGAUUUGACAUCAUGAACAUAGUCGUAUUCCCAAACAACUCCUUCACUAGAAUCAAAGUUGGAAGGGUGGACCCUAAACCUCUUGAAAGGACAGAAGUCACCCUUCAUGAGGAUUUGCUUGUGUGGCACCAGGGGUUUAACCAGGUACUGCCUGUGUCUCGAUGCAGUGACCCCUGUCAGCCCGGUUAUCAGAAAGAAAAGAGAGAAGGGGAGCCAUUUUGUUGUUAUGAAUGUGCUCCUUGCCCAGAAGGAAAGAUUUCAGUCCAGAAGGAUAUGGAUGACUGUUCUAAAUGUCCAGAAGAUCAAUAUCCAAGCAAGGACCAAGAUCGAUGCAUCUCCAAGAAGACCAACUUUCUCUCCUAUCGAGAACCAAUGGGAAUGAGUUUGGCCUUAAUUGCUGUUUCUUUGUCCUUGAUCACGGUUUUGAUGCUAAGAACUUUUAUUAAGCACAAAGAUACUCCCAUUGUCAAAGCCAACAACCAGAGUGUCACUUAUACUCUCCUCCUAUCUCUCCUGCUUUGCUUCCUCUGUACUUUCCUCUUCAUUGGAAGACCAAACAAGUGGACCUGCUUCUUCCAACUAUCUGCUUUUGGCGUCAUCUUCUCUGUGUCUGUUUCUUGCAUCUUGGCCAAAACCAUCACUGUGGUUGUAGCAUUCAUGGCCACCAAGCCAGUGUCCAGCAUGAGGAAGUGGGUGGGGAAAAGACUGGCCACCUCCAUUGUCCUUUCCUGUACCAUUAUCCAAAUCUGCAUUUGUAUGGUGUGGCUAGGAACCACUCCUUCAUUCCCAGACACAAAGCCAGUGACUGAAGAGAUCAUAGCAGAAUGUAAUGAGGGCUCUGUGAUUUUGUUCUAUAUUGUCCUAGGCUACGUGGGACUUCUGUCCUUCAUAAGCUUCAUUGUGGCUUUCUUUGCCCGGAAGUUGCCAGACCGUUUUAAAGAAGCCAAGUUUAUCACCUUCAGCAUGCUGAUAUUUUGCAGUGUUUGGUUGUGUUUUGUUCCAACAUAUUUGAGCACCAAAGGGAAAGCUAUAGUAGUGGUAGAGAUUUUCUCUAUCUUGUUUUCUGGUGCUGGGUUACUGUGUUGUUUCUUUUUUCCUAAAUGCUACAUUAUUGUUUUGAGGCCUGAGCUGAACAGAAGAGAACAAGUAAUAGCAGGAAAGCAUUAA